AUCCUCGAUAUGCAAAUUUGUGAAUUGACUUUCUAAUCGCGUCUAUGUGAUUAUUUUUGACACAAACGCGAGGCUAACAAAAUGUAUCCUUGACUUUGAAGCGGAUAAUGUAACUCUUUGGCAUACAAAUCUGUUUUUAUUAUUGCAUAUGCAAUUCUACAAGCGUUUGAAUGUUAUAAUUAUUUUUUUAGAAACUUUAUAAAUGUCUUUUAUAAAUUCUAUAAACGUCAGACUUCGCUAAGUAUGUGCACGCCGCGUGUACGUGAAAGGCAAGCAACAUAUAAUUUGUACGCGCGGGGCUAUUGUCCGUCAAUCUUCGUUGUAACGAGUUUACGUACCAAAUCAAUGUUCAACAUAAUGAGGAUGCGACCGUGGGCAAUGAAGGAUGACAGCCCGCCAUAAGCCGCAUCCUCAGUUUGGCGCACAUUGUUCUACAAUGUGCCGUCUCGUUCGGCUCGUCUGUGACAUGAUCGACUUAUCUUCAAGGAUCAUCUACUGUGUAAUUGUUCUCUUUUCGUUAUGCGAGACAAGAACGUGCUGUCUAGGCUCGUAUGCCUGCACGACCGCAAGUACGCAAACUCCAACAGAUACAGAACGUUCCACAGUGCUGGACUCGAUGUCAAUCUUCGAGGAGAUGGAAAACCGACUGUCGAGUCUCGAACGGAGGCUGCGAGCCGUCGAGCAACCGGUUUGGCAGAUCGGCCUGAGAGAGGAGGACUGGGAGAUUUGUGCCGAGGGACCGUGCAAAUGCAUACCUGAAAUCAAAUCGGUGUCCUGCUGGAGAUACGAUCUACUGAGUCUGCCUCCCACGCAACUGGUUCCCGCCGACGUGCUGAGGCUAGAUCUCGGGAAUAAUCGGCUGCACGCUCUGCACAGAGAUACAUUUAAGAACAUGACGCGGUUACACCAUCUAGAUCUCAGCGGCAAUCUGGUCGAGCAUUUAGCACCAAAUUUGUUCCUGCCGCUGCACAGUGUCGCAAAUGUCAGACUGAGUAACAAUCUCUUAAAGGAGAUCCAACGUAAUCAGUUUCUCGGACUGAGAAAUCUUCGAAUACUCGAUUUAUCGUCAAACAGACUCCGCACUUUGCCGGAGGGUCCUUUCCUAAGUAACAGCCUUUCGGCUUUGCUUGAUCUCUCUUCCAAUCGCAUCUCCUCGUUACCUUCCGACACGUUUCAUGAUCUCGGGAAUCUCGAGGAACUGUUGCUGAGUAAAAACCGACUAGGUGGAUUACCUCUGCCAAUUUUUCGAGACACAAUUAAUCUUAGGCGCCUCGCACUCGAAGAAAAUCGUUUUAGAGAGCUGCCUAACGGCAUAUUCGAGGGUCUGACAUCUCUCAGAGAGUUAGAUAUGAGAGACAAUCGUUUGGCGGAAGUGCCCAAGGGACUGCUGUCCACUCUUGUACGACUGGAAAUCCUGGAAAUGUCGAGCAAUAAAAUAAUUCGUAUCGAUGCAAGAGCCUUUCACGAUAUGGUAGCACUUCGAGAACUUCGACUAGGACAUAAUCAAAUCAAAUACCUGUCGCCUGGAUUAUUCAACAAUUCUAAAUCCUUGGAACGUCUUAUUCUCUACGGCAAUCGUAUAGAAAUCUUAACGAGAGGCGUUUUCCACGGCUUGUCCAAUCUCACUUCUCUUUUCCUGCAAUCCAAUCGAUUGAAAGUGAUGCAAUCAGGAGUUUUUGACGAUACGCCGAAUUUGCGGAAACUGCAAUUGGAAUCAAAUCAACUCUCGUUCUUGCCAGCUGGAAGCAUGGACGCUAUAUCGACGAUUCCACAAGUACGCUUAAGCCGGAAUCCCUGGCAUUGUGAUUGCCGUGCCUCUUAUGUCGCCUCUUGGCUACGUAAGAGAUUCGCCAGCUUCGCGAAUUUGACCAAUCAAUUACAGAUACAACAGGCUUUGAUCCUUACGGGCAAUUGGAGUGUCUGGGAAUUUGGAGCUGGCGCAAUAUGCAGAGGUCCAGGUAUAUUGGGCGGCCAGUCAUUAUUGCGUCUGACCUUUCAUGAGCUCUGCGAUGGUCAAUGGGCCUCCAUGAAGGGUAUUGUGCCUCGAUUACCCCUCGAUGUCAUAGCGCCGUCCGUCGCGUCGCAUACAGUCAAGAGAGACACGAUUUUGGUAAUUAUAAAUCGCAUUUUACUAAAUACAAUAUUUCCAAAUAAAAUAUUGCAUUUUCCUCCAGCAAUUUCUCCUACAACAAAAAUCUGUGCAAUUGCAGAGAUUAUUUUUUGGCUCUUAAUAUCACAUUAAUAUUAACUGAAAUAAAAAUAAUUUUCUUGAAUAAUAUUGUAUCUCAUUUUUUAUUCAUAUUGUUACAGGUAUAAAAGAUGCGAGACUCAAAUUUGCGAAAAUAUCACGUGAUGUUGAGAAAACAUUUGAUGCUAAUUAGACUAAUUAGCGCAUCUUUUAAAAUGAUUUUUUCGUUGCCAUAAAAAAUGCAGCGUGUAUAAAUAAAUAAAUUGUACAAAUUAUUUUAAACAUUUGUGCACUAUAUAUUGCGUGCACUGUAUGAUAAUGCAAUUCACAAUACUUACAAUAAUAGCAUAGAGCAAAAUGACAUGAUAUGAAAUAAAAAACCAUUUAAUUGCAAAAAUAUUUUGCUUCAAGCGUGUGUUAUCCGCCCAUCGUUUCCAAUCUCAAUUUCUUACGCUCAUAAACGAUUAUGUUGACUUGCAGUUGUUAGAUAGGAUUAUAACGUAAUCAGUUGCGCUUAUCGCAAAGUCCAAUUUGCUAUCGCCGAGCAAAAUGAUAAAAAACGUAAGAUAUCGAUCAUACAACUCUUCUCCAAGAAUAAAACUAGAAUCUUUCCAUAAUUUCUCAUGACUAACGACCAGAACGAAACACGCGACGUCAUAGAAAUUACACGAGAGUAUUAAAAUUAUUGAUAACACACACACUGCUCAGUCGACCGUCAGAUAUACAAUAAGUCCAGUCACGUGUAAAUUAUUUAGAACAUUUAGCACGCGCUAAUAGCACUUCGAUAAAUCGCGGAGAAGGAAAAUGCACGAACUGUAACUCGUGCGUAACAGAUGCGUGAAGAACACGCGCAGAACACGUGGAGAACGGCAGACGUAAACUGCGCAACCAAACGAUGAACCACCGAGAUUUAUGCACGCAUGAUGCGCUUUUAACAACCGUGACAAAGAACGAUUCGUUCGUCUUGGUAAGUCGAAAUGGAAGGGGUCCAACAAGCGAGUCGACGGAUUUGUCGACUGGUCAGUUGGCGGAUAUCCUUGCUUCGUUUCAGUAUACUAUUCACGAUGGCUGCGACAGGUAGUAAUGGUACUGUCGAUUUACUGGAGAAACUCUUGCAGAUCUUUAAAGAGGAACGAGUGUUCGAUCGAUCUGGCGAUCAACCCGUCGUGCAAUUUGUUCAACCCAAAGAUUUGCAGG
This is a messenger RNA of Linepithema humile (Argentine ant), 3385 nucleotides long. The record is from RefSeq and is a predicted model, not a curated record. NCBI's taxonomy places the organism in Eukaryota, Metazoa, Arthropoda, Insecta, Hymenoptera, Formicidae.